Corticium candelabrum is the source of this 3044-nucleotide messenger RNA. RefSeq lists its product as uncharacterized. Lineage: Eukaryota; Metazoa; Porifera; Homoscleromorpha; Homosclerophorida; Plakinidae. The transcript is spliced from 4 exons. Gene Ontology annotation, molecular function: protein binding; zinc ion binding. The record is from RefSeq and is a predicted model, not a curated record. Bases 1 to 2940 code for a protein of 979 amino acids.
AUGGCUGCUACAGCAUGUGGCUUUGACGUCGUGUUUGUAGAACCGCUCGCUGACAGGCUGACAUGCCCUGUCCGUCAUUUAGCAUUUAGAAAACCAACUCUACCUAGAUGUGGCCACAACUUUUGCACCAGCUGCUUGACGCAAUGUCUACAACAGUCUGCUUCUUGCCCCGUGUGUAGGAUGCCAUUAGAAGAAUCGAAUACUUUCCCCAACAAUGCACUGAAAAGAGAAAUACUGGACUUGAAGAUCAAAUGUUGUUUACAUGAGAAAGGAUGUGCGUGGACUGGUGAACUAAGAGAUAGCGAGAUGCAUGACAGAGAAUGUCAGUAUGUGGACGAUGCUUGUGUGAAUGGAUGUGAGCAACUAGUAAUGCGAAGAAACAUGGAUAAUCAUGUAGCAAAUCAGUGUCCUCAACGACUGAUCUCUUGCAAGCAUUGUAACAUCAUUGUGAAACAAGUAGAAAUGGAAAAUCAUUAUGAAGAGUGUGACCAGUAUCCUAUAGACUGUACAUACAAGUGUGGCAUGAUGGUAGAAAGAUGUCGAAUGGAAUAUCAUAUUGGCAGGCAGGGAACAUGUCCAAAAAGUCUUCUUGAUUGUGAUUUCAAAGACAAUGGCUGUCAAUUUCAAGGAUAUCGUCAUGAUUUAUGUAGACAUGUUGAAAACAACAUUGGUUUGCAUCUUAGUUUAAUUGGAGAACUAAAAGCUACUAAAGAUGAACUGGAAAAAACUAGAAAAGAACUGACCGAAGCUACAGCAAAAAUUUCUAAUCAGAUUCAUGGGUGCCUGUCUCUUUUUCCACAAAUAUCAGAAAAGUUUUUCUUCACUUGGACCGUAAAUGACUGGCAUGAGAAUAUGAAUGCUUUAGACAACUAUGUGUUGUUUAGCAAGCCAUUCUACGUUCCUCCUGGGUAUCACUUGUACCUUACAGCUUAUCCAAACGGACAGAAUGCUGACAUCAGAGGCUAUCUUAGUCUUUUUCUAUUUUCAACUGAAGGUGAUUUUGACAAUGAAGUCAAAUGGCCAUUUCCCUUUUCUUUUGAUUUUGAACUUGUAGACCAACAAGUUGAGAGGAAAAAUAUUUGCAAGAAAAUAUCGCCACCAUAUGGAAAUGCACUGACGUCCUCUACAUGUGCUAUCGGUUUUGGUCAUAAAGAGAUUGUUUCUCAUGGCAGAUUGAAGUCACGUUGUUACAUCAAAAAUAAUGCAAUUUGCAUAGAACUGCAUGUUCAUCUCAAAUAUGCAUAUGUUGUUCGUGUGAAUGGCUGUGAGAAAUUAUCUAUGAGAAAUAACAUGGAUGAACACGUGACCAAUCAACGAGUGAUCUCAUGUGUUUAUUGUAAUCUAAAAAUAGAACAGGUUGUACAGGAUCAUUACGACGAGUAUGACAAGUAUCUUCUAGACUGCAUAUACAAGUGUGGCAUGAUGGUUCAGAGAUGUCAAAUGGAAUAUCAUAUUGGCAUGCAAGGAACAUGUCCCAGGAGUCUUCUUGAUUGUAAAUUCAAAGACAGUGGUUGUCGGUUUAGAGGAAGUCGUGGUGACUUACACAAACACAUUGCAGACAACGUUGUCUUGCAUCUCAAGCAUGCGCACGGAUACGCCCCUCUCAUGGCUGCUGCAACACGUGGCUUUGACGUCGUGUUUGUAGAACCGCUCUCUGACAGGCUGACAUGCCCUAUCUGUCAUUUAGCAUUUAGAGAACCAACUCUAACUCGAUGUGGCCACAACUUUUGCACCAGCUGCUUGACGCAAUGUCUACAACAGUCUGCUUCUUGCCCCGUGUGUAGGAUGCCAUUAGAAGAAUCGAAUACUUUCCCCAACAAUGCACUGAAAAGAGAAAUACUGGACUUGAAGAUCAAAUGUUGUUUACAUGAGAAAGGAUGUGCGUGGACUGGUGAACUAAGAGAUGGUGAGAUGCAUGACAGAGAAUGUCAGUAUGUGGACGUUGCUUGUAUGAAUGGAUGUGAGCAACUUGUAAUGCGAACAAACAUGACUAAUCAUGUAGCAAAUCAGUGUCCCCAACGACUGAUCUCUUGCAAGCAUUGUAACAUCAUUGUGAAACAAGUAGAAAUGGAAGAUCAUUACGAAGAGUGUGACCAGUAUCCUAUAGACUGUACAUACAAGUGUGGCAUGAAAGUACAAAGAUGUCGAAUGGAAUAUCAUAUUGGCAGGCAGGGAACAUGUCCAAAGAGUCUUCUUGAUUGUGAUUUCAAAGACAAUGGCUGUCAAUUUCAAGGAUAUCGUCAUGAUUUAUGUAAACACGUUGAAAACAACAUUGGUUUGCAUCUUAGUUUGAUUGCCAGUGCACUUAAAGAAACAAAACAGAAAUCAGCUGCUAGUGAACUCAAACUAGAACACGAACUGAAUAUUGCAAAAGGAGAACUAACAGCUACUAAAGAUGAACUGGAAAAAACUAGAAAAGAACUGACCGAAGCUACAGCAAAAGUUUCUAAUCAGAUUCAUGGGUGUCUGUCUCUUUUUCCACAAAUAUCAGAAAAAUUUUUCUUCACUUGGACCAUAAAUGACUGGCAUGAAAAUAUGAAUGCUUUAGACAACUAUAUGUUGUUUAGCAAGCCAUUCUACGUUCCUCCUGGGUAUCACUUGUACCUUAAAGCUUAUCCAAACGGACAGAAUGCUGACAUCAGAGGCUAUCUUAGUCUUUUUCUAUUUUCAACUGAAGGUGAUUUUGACAAUGAAGUCAAAUGGCCAUUUCUCUUUUCUUGUGAGUUUGAACUUGUAGACCAACAAGUUGAGAGGAAAAAUAUUUGCAAGAAAAUAUCACCACCAUAUUCAAAUGCACUGACGUCUUCUACAUGUGAUGUGGGUUUUGGUUAUGAAGAAUUUGUUUCUCAUGGCAGAUUGAAGUCACGUUGUUACAUCAAAAAUAAUUCAAUUUGCAUGAAACUACAUGUUCAUCUCAAGGUUGGAGAUGAUCUUAACUGACACAAAUAUUUCAAAUAUUAUUGAUGUCUGGACUUUAUACUGAGAUGUUUAGUUGAUCUGUCACUGCUUUUAGUACUGUUUGCUGUUAAUAAACCAUAAUAAUA